CGUCAGCGUGAGCGCUUCAUGCCCUUUCUAGGGCGGAAAGCUCCCGUCGUAUUCAAGGGGCGGGUCUACGGCUCUGUUCUAGAGUAUGAUUGGACUCGUUUCUCUCUAGACUUGUCUAAAACCCGUCUGCUCGUACUUGGUUGGUCCGCUAGCAGGAAGUCCUUCUCCGAGGCUGAAGCCGCCGCCUUGCCCUCAGUGCUCUCUGUCUAUUUUAUUCUCACCGAGGAGUGUGUGUUGCUCCACUGUGAGAGCAAUGCAAUGAUAAAAGCCGCAUAUGCGGUACGCUACACACCUAUCAGGCAGGAAAAUAACCCAAGAAACAGCCUCAUCCCGGUUCUCCUCACACCGCAGCCUUAUCCACACCUCAAAGCGGAACCUGAAGUGCCAGAAGUACCAUGUCCAGGCCAACGGGGGGCGGUGCCAACGAUGUCACCCGCUUCCUGUCAUCGGGCACAGCGCCAGGGUCUCCCAACUCCAACAACUCUAUGUUCUCUGCUGCCAGCCAGGCUGACUGGGCAGCUAAGAGGCUGGUGUGGGUGCCGUCAGAGAAACAAGGCUUCGAGUCUGCCAGCAUCCGAGAGGAGCGCGGCGAUGAGGUGGAGGUGGAGCUGACGGACAGCCAGCGGCGGGUGACCUUGUCCAGGGAGGAGGUGCAGCGUAUGAACCCUCCGCGCUUCAGCAAAGUGGAGGACAUGGCCGACCUCACCUGCCUCAACGAAGCGUCGGUGCUUCACAACCUGAGAGAGAGAUACUACUCUGGCCUGAUCUAUACAUAUUCAGGGCUUUUCUGUGUGGUGGUGAACCCUUAUAAGAACCUGCCGAUCUACACAGAGUCCAUUGUGGAAAUGUACCGAGGCAAGAAACGCCACGAGAUGCCCCCUCACAUCUACGCCAUAUCAGAGGCUGCUUAUCGCAGCAUGCUGCAAGACAGAGAAGAUCAGUCAAUCCUCUGCACAGGAGAGUCCGGAGCUGGGAAAACAGAGAACACUAAGAAAGUCAUCCAGUAUCUGGCUCAUGUUGCCUCCUCCCAUAAAGGUGGCACUCUGGGUAGAAAAAAGGAAGCUGUGCAGAUGGACGGCUCUAGGUCCUUAACAAGAGGCAGCACUAUGGUGAACAGGAGUAUGCAAUAUGGCGAGCUGGAGAGACAGCUGCUGCAGGCCAACCCCAUACUGGAGGCCUUCGGCAACGCAAAGACUGUCAAGAACGAUAACUCCUCUAGAUUUGGUAAAUUCAUUCGUAUCAAUUUUGACGUGGCGGGAUACAUUGUUGGUGCCAACAUUGAAACCUACCUCCUUGAAAAGUCCCGGGCCACCCGUCAGGCCAAGGAUGAGAGGACUUUCCACAUCUUUUACCAGUUGUUAUGUGGAGCGUCAGAGGAAACUCGAGCGGACUUGCUCUUAGGAACUGCUGAUCAGUAUCGCUUUCUCAGUGGAGGCUCGAUACCUGUUCCUGGUCAGAGCGAUUCAGAGAAUUUCACCCAGACUAUGGACUCCAUGGCUAUUAUGGGCUUCACCCCUGAGGAGUUGAUGUCCAUGCUGAAGGUGAUCUCUGCUGUGCUCCAGUUCGGGAAUAUAUCCUUCAUGAAGGAGAAGAACCAUGACCAGGCGUCCAUGCCUGAUAACACAGCUGCUCAGAAACUCUGCCAUCUGCUGGGCGUCAAUGUGCUGGAGUUCACUCGGGCCAUCCUCACCCCGAGGAUCAAAGUAGGCCGAGAGUAUGUGCAGAAAGCCCAGACUAAAGAACAAGCUGACUUUGCUGUGGAGGCCCUGGCAAAGGCAACAUACGAGCGUCUGUUCAGAUGGCUGGUCCACAGGAUCAACAGAGCUCUGGACCGCAGACAGAGACAGGGAGCCUCCUUCAUAGGCAUCCUUGAUAUCGCUGGAUUUGAGAUCUUCCAGCUCAACUCCUUUGAGCAGCUGUGCAUCAACUACACCAACGAGAAGCUGCAGCAGCUCUUCAACCACACCAUGUUCAUCCUGGAGCAGGAGGAGUACCAGCGAGAGGGCAUCGAGUGGAACUUUAUUGACUUUGGCCUGGACUUACAGCCCUGCAUCGACCUCAUCGAGAGACCAGCCAACCCACCUGGUGUUCUGGCCCUUCUUGAUGAAGAGUGCUGGUUCCCUCGGGCCACGGAUCGCUCAUUUGUGGAGAAGCUGUCUGGUGAGCAAGGCAGCCAUCCAAAAUUCUUCAAAUCAAAGCAGCCACGUGGGGAAGCUGACUUCUCCAUUAUUCACUACGCUGGAAAGGUGGACUACAAGGCAAAUGAUUGGUUAGUGAAGAACAUGGAUCCCCUGAACGACAAUGUGGCGUCUCUUCUCCACCAGUCAUCUGAUCAUUUUGUCUCAGAGCUUUGGAAAGAGGACAUUCAAACUCUUCCUCGUGUGUACUUCUUUGACUCCUAUGCCACACUGCAGACUAAUGGCGCAGACAUGGACAGGAUUGUGGGUCUGGACCAGGUGUCGUCAGGAGAGAGCAGCGCGCCGGUCACAUUCGGAGCAGCAGGACUGAAGACGAAGAAAGGAAUGUUUAGGACUGUUGGGCAGCUUUACAAGGAGUCUCUUACCAAGCUGAUGGCCACACUGAGGAACACCAACCCCAACUUCCUCCGCUGCAUUAUUCCCAACCACGAGAAGAGGGCCGGUAAGCUUUCCCCUCACCUGGUUUUAGACCAGCUGAGAUGUAAUGGUGUUUUGGAGGGCAUCCGUAUAUGCAGACAAGGAUUCCCUAACCGCAUCCCGUUCCAGGAGUUCAGACAGAGAUAUGAGAUCCUAACCCCUAAUGCCAUUCCUCGCACCUUCAUGGAUGGCAAACAGGCAUCAGAACUCAUGAUCAGUGCUUUAGAGCUGGAUAAAAACCUGUUCAGGGUGGGUCAGAGUAAGGUCUUCUUCAGAGCUGGAGUCCUGGCUCACCUGGAAGAAGAAAGAGACCUGAAGAUAACUGAUACCAUCAUACGCUUCCAGAGCGCUGCCAGAGGCUUUCUCUCACGCAAAGCCUUUUUGAAGAAGCAACAGCAGCUUAGUGCUCUGAGGGUGAUGCAGAGGAACUGUGCUGCUUACCUCAAACUCAGGAACUGGCAGUGGUGGCGACUAUUUACUAAGGUGAAGCCCUUGCUGCAGGUGACCCGACAGGAUGAGGAGAUCCAAACCCGGGAAGCAGCGCUACAAAAGGCCAAAGAACAACUCACCCGAGCGGAGCAGGACUACACAGAGCUGGACAAGAAGCACGCUCAGCUGCUGGAGGAAAAGGCAGUGCUGGCUGACCAGCUGCAGGCAGAGGCAGAGCUGUUUGCAGAGGCGGAGGAGAUGAGGGCCAGGUUAGCCAGUCGGAAACAGGAGCUGGAGGAGGUUCUGGGCGAGCUGGAGACUCGACUGGAGGAAGAGGAGGAGAGGGGUGUGCAACUGGCCAAUGAGAAGAAGAAAAUGCAGCAGAAUAUACAGGACCUAGAGGAGCAGUUAGAGGAGGAGGAAAGCGCCAGACAGCGCCUCCUGCUGGAGAAGGUUACCCUGGAGACCAAAGUAAAGAGUCUGGAGACAGACCUGGCCACUGCAGUAGAGCAAAGAGAACGACUCGGCAAGGAAAAGAAACAGCUGGAGGAGCGUCUGAAUGAGGUCACGGACCAGCUCACUGAAGAAGAGGAAAAGACAAAAAGUUUGAACAAACUCAAGAACAAACAGGAAGCUGUCAUCGCGGACUUGGAGGAGCGCCUAAAGCGUGAAGAGCAGGGUCGCUUAGAACAGGAGAAGUUUAAGAGGAGGAUGGAGAGUGAAGCUAUGGAGGCCCAGGAGCAGCUGUCAGACCUGGGAAUGCUGUCCUCUGACCUGAGAGGCAGUCUGGCUCAAAAGGAAAAAGAAAUCACCUCCCUGCAGGGCCGGUUGGAGGAAGAAGGUGCACGCCGUACUGAAGCUCAGAGGUCCCUAAGAGAGGCCUUGUCCCAGGUGUCAGAGCUGAAGGAGGAAGUAGAGAAUGAACGAGGGAUGCGGGAAAGAGCAGAGAAACAACGGCGAGACCUGAGUGAGGAGCUGGAGGCUUUGAGAACUGAGCUAGAGGACACUCUGGACAGCACAGCUGCACAACAGGAGCUCAGGUCUCGACGGGAAGCAGAGUUAAGUGAGCUCCAACGAUGUGUUGAAGAGGAGACUCGCCGGCACGAGACCCAGCUUUCAGAACUCAGAGUCAAACACAGCGCUGCCUUAGACAGCCUGCAGGAGCAGCUGGACAACAGCAAGAGAGCACGACAGUCCCUUGAGAAAGCCAAGGCAACGCUGGAGGAGGAGAGGCAGAAUUUGACCUCUGAGCUCAAAAGCCUCCAAGCAAGCCGCUCAGAGAGCGAGAGGGGUCGUAAGAGGGCCGAUAACCAGCUGCAGGAACUGAGCGCCCGUCUGGCUCAGGCUGACAGAGAGAGGGAGGACAGGGAGGAGCGAAUGCACAAGCUGCAGUGUGAGAUUGAGUCCCUCUCCGGCAAUCUGUCCUCCUCUGACUCCAAGUCUCUUCGGCUCGCUAAAGAAAUCAGCAGCCUGGAGAGCCAGCUGCAUGAUGCCAGGGAACUGCUACAGGAUGAAAGUCGCCAGAAGAUGGCCCUUGCCUCAAGGGUGCGAGCGCUGGAGGAGGAGAAGAAUGGACUGAUGGAACGACUGGAGGAGGAGGAGGAAAGAGGCAAAGAGCUGAGUCGACAGAUCCAAACUCACAGCCAGCAGCUGACAGAGCUACGUAAGCAAUCAGAGGAGGUGAACAGUGCCGUGGAAGCUGGCGAUGAGAUACGCAGGAAGCUCCAGAGAGAGCUGGACAGCGCCAUUCAAAGAGAGCGACAGAAGGAGGAGGAGAAGGAAAGAGUGGAGAGGCAGAGGGAGCGACUGAGGGAGGAAAUAGAGGACAUGACCAUUGCCCUGCAGAGAGAGAGGCAGAACUGCACAGCCCUCGAAAAAAGGCAAAAGAAAUUUGACCAGUGUCUGGCAGAGGAGAAGGCAGUGAGUGCUCGGCUUGCAGAAGAGAGGGACAGAGCAGAAGCAGACAGCAGAGAGAAGGAAACAAGAUGUCUAGCACUGUCCCGAGCCCUGCAGGAGGCUCAGGACCAAAAAGAAGAGCUAGAGAGAGCCAACAAGCAGCUCCGUCUGGAAAUGGAGCAGCUGGUGAACCAGCAGGACGAUGUGGGCAAAAAUGUCCAUGAGCUGGAGCGCACACGGAGGACCUUAGAAACAGAAGCCCAGAACCUGCGCAUUCAGACGCAGGAGCUGGAGGAGGAGCUGUCAGAGGCGGAGAACUCGAGACUGAGGCUGGAGGUCACCCUGCAGGCACUUAAGGCUCAGUUUGAGAGGGAGAUCAGCACCAACGAGGAGAAGGGAGAGGAGAAGAGAAGGGCCCUAAGCAAACAGGUGAGGGAGUUAGAGAUCCAGCUGGAGGAGGAGAGGAGUCAGCGGUCUCAGUCUGUGUCAUCCAAGAAGCAGCUGGAAGCAGAACUGCAGGAAGCUGAGGCCCAGGUGGAGACAGCCAACCGUGGCAAAGAGGAGGCGAUGAAGCAGCUUCGAAGGCUGCAGGGUCAAAUGAAGGAGGUUCUGCGUGAGCUAGAUGAGGCAAAGGUGACUCGAGAUGACGUCAUCUCCCAAUCAAAAGACAGUGAGAAGAAAAUCCAAACACUGGAAGCAGAGGUCCUGCAUCUUACAGAGGAGCUGGCUGUAUCAGAGAGGCAGAAGCGACAGGCCCAGCAGGAGAGAGACGAGAUAGCAGACGAGAUGGUCAGCAGCAGUUCUGGAAAGAAUGUGCUGAGCGAAGAGAAGCGGAGGUUGGACGCACGAGUCAAUCAGCUGGAAGAGGACCUGGAAGAAGAGCAGACUAACAAUGAACUGUUGACAGAGAGACUACGGAAGACAGCCCUACAGGUGGAGACUCUGACUGUGCAGCUGCAGGGAGAGAGGACUCUGGCCCAGAAAGCAGAGGCAGCUCGAGAGCAGCUGGAGAAGCAGAACAAGGAGCUGAAAGCCCGGCUGGGGGAGAUGGAGGGGGCAGUAAGGGGCAAACAUAGGAUGAGUGUCGCCGCCCUGGAGGCAAAGAUUGAGACGAUGGAGGAGCAGCUGGAACAAGAGAGACAGGAGCGAGCAAUUGCCAACAAACUGAUGCGGAAGACGGAAAAGAAACUGAAGGAGGUGAUGAUGCAGGCAGAAGAUGAGAGGAGGCAUGCAGACCAGUACAGAGAGCAGCUGGAUAAGUCGAUGGUCCGACUGAAGCAGCUGAAGAGGCAGCUGGAGGAGGUGGAGGAGGAGAACUCUCGCUCCAGUGCCCAGAAGAGGAAGCUGCAGAGGGAGCUGGAGGAACUCACUGACAGCAGCCAGACCAUGAACCGCGAGAUAUCCUCCCUCCGCAACCAGCUCAGCUUCCCUGAAUGGAGACCAGAUAUACGUGCUGCGCUGCCUCUGUCGAUGCGUGGACGCAGAGCGUUGGUUGAUGACCUUUCAUUAGAGAACUCCGAUUCAGAAGAGCCUCCUGCCUCACCCACCCCCUCCUCUGGGGUCCCAGGGACCCUGACUCCGUCCUCAGAACACAGCCUGGACCCUCCGCCGCCCUACAGUGUCAACAACGCAGAGUGACACACACACACGUCUGCUUAGCUACACAAACAACGCACACACAUACACACAAGCAUCAGCCUCUCAGCCCCGACUGCUCGCGGUGAUGCAGAGGCACGCACACAGCACAUAGCAACACUAGUUUUAAAUUAAAUGCCAUGUAGGAUAAAUAUCAGGCAGUUAGUUGUAAAGCAGCCUCCCUGAUAAAGCGAUGCUAUUUAAGAUUUUGCCUCAUUUUUUUCUCAACAAGUACAGAAAAUGCGUAAAAAAAAAAAAAAAAAAAAAAGAAAUUUUACAAAGCGUCAACUGGAAUUGAUUUUAUUUUAUAAAACAACAAAGACUUGAAGUUUCUACAUUACCACCUCUGUAAUACACUUCUCAUAAACUAAACUACAUCUGCUCACUAAGCAGUAAAAAACUUUUACAUUUGGAUUUAUUUACAAACAUUUGAUGUGGAUUGAAUACACAGAUCAGGGCUGCUGGCAGAUGACAAUCUGUAUUCAUGUUACAUGAAAUAGCCAACACGAGCAGUCAAGUACACACAUGGAGCAGAGAAUUCGCCUUCAAUAUGAGUGUGAGUUAACUUUUUAAACUUGGCAGAAUUUGGCAAAAUGAAAGAAAAUUGUCAUCUAAACACAGUGCAGCGCAUUUUCUAAGUUGGCCUAACAGAUAAUAAUAAGAAACCGGAAUGCAUUACAUCGUUUUCAUAUCACCUGUCACAAUUACAGUGACACAAAGAGCUGAAAGCAGCCGACCUGCAGACAGACUCGCUGCUUUAUACGAUCAACUCUUUUCUAUAGAUUAGAAACAGUACGUUGUUAGAACAUGCAGUAGAUAGUAUUAGAUAGUUUCUUUAACUUAAAGUCUUAACAUAUUGCAUCAGAAAUUUUGAAUUUGUAUAAUUUAUAUCAAAUACCAACUUAAGUUAUUGAUCACUGCUUAUUUUCUGUCUUGUGGGGGGAGGGGCAUGUUAGUCUGAAAAUUCCUCCUCAUACUGGCUCUGAUGUCAGGCUGAACCGGGUUACUUUAAAGGACAGCUAAGACUUGUUUCUGUCAGCAUCUCAGCAUCGGGUUGCAGAGGUGAAUUUGCAUGGAAGACCUCUCUGGUUAACAUUAUUGCUGGUUUUAAAAAGAAAAAGAAAAAAGGGAAAGAAGAAGAAGUACACGUUUAUGGAUUCUCUUCAAUGGCAACAUAACUGGAAACGACUUGUGGAGGACUGUAUUCAUUCAUAUUUUUAUCCAAAGCAGAACAAAUGGUCAGAAUGGGUCUUAUUUUCUUGUUUUAGAACGAUAAAGGCGUUACAUUUUAUUUUGACAAGCAUCUUGUACACUGUAAGGUUGAUUUUACUGGUUUACUGUGUAAAUUAUUAAUCAAACAAAGCUUUUCUGUUUAACCAAACGGUGGGCGUACGGAUGAGAAAAGGGACUUAAAUUUGUAGUUACCGUAGAGUAGCUGUAGAAUAGAGUAGAUGACGGGAGUAGAGGCUGGUUGGGUUUUCUAACAUGUCUUGAGUAGAAUAAACUCUGCCUCUGCUCGCGGGUCCGGUGUAGAAGAUUAGAAUAUAACUGAGCGUUAGGCUCAAAGCAUUUUCAUAGACUAGUAGUGUUAGAUUUAAAAAAAAAAAAAAGACAGUGGAAACAAUGAGGAGUGAACUUUUAUGGAGUAAAUGGCAAAUAGAAAAAGAAGUUGCUUUUCGUUUUUUUUACCCUGUCAACUCAAGAUGACAUUAUCUUACACCUGCUCUGAUAACCCUGCUGUGAAGCCCACUUUUAAAGAGUUUUUCUUCAGACCGUCUCCAUUUUCAUAUCUUCUAUUUUUAAAAGAUGGCCUUUUUUAUAGCUUUUAUAUAGUUUAGUUUAUGACCUUCUGCUGCACUGGUAUGCCUGACACAACUUUUAGUCUGUUCUCUGAUUUAGCUGCGGGGGGGGGGGGGGGGGGGGGGGUCUUAACAAAUUGGCAGAUGCUGCCUAAAGAAGCAGUUCAACCUUUUGGGAAAUUUUCUUUCUUGCUUAAUGUUAGUAUCAGUCUCUUUUUUACCUACAUUUUAAAGCUGCAGCCAGUUAACUUAGCAAAUAGGAACUGGGGAACAUUUAGUCUGGCCUCCCUGUGACAUGAAACCUGACACUCAUAUCUGCAGAAAAAGCUGAGCUACAAAAAGAAAAAAUUUGGUUGAGCCUAAUUUUUGAAUUUGCAUUGUCACAAAGGUCUGUCUUUUUACCUGGCUAGGUUCGAGAUCAGUUCUUUGGAAGGAGAGUUAAAUGAGACAUAAAACACCUCUGACUUAGGCUUUAGCUUUUGUCAAGCUAAAGCCUCAGUCACACAUACUAGAAAUCAGCUGGCAACCUCCAGUUGCUAGGGAAAAAUGUGUAUUACCCCAGUCAACUGGCAAGUGGUUGCUUUAGGUUGCUGGCUGUCAUCAGGCGAGUGCUGCAGCAAACACCUUGUUGUGAUUUGUUUGGUGGCUAGUAGGUUGCACUUCCAUGCCAGCUAUGGUCAUGGUCAGUUUGUAUGGAAGAUCUCUUAGUGCUGCUUAGCAAGUAAAUUGGGAAUGUUGAAAACAAGUCUGCGCCUUCCAUAUAAACUACUGACGACUGCCAGUCUCUAUACCUGUGUGACGGGGGCCUAAAGUAAAGAAAGCCUGCCUAUGUUGAACUCGCCUCCAGUAAUGUAGUAAUAUAAUUCUUUAAUUUUCCACCAAACAAACUGGAUAUUACUCAAUAAUCUACAAACUUUAUGUGCUGAUAGGAUAGGUGAAUUCUGUUGUUUUUAGGUUUUCUGCCUUUAUGCUAAGCUAACUAGCUGCUGGGUGUAGUUUUGCAUUAAAUGUACAGACCUGUGAAAGCCACAGAUCAUCUAAUGAAAGCCAAUUUCCCAAAUGGCACAAGUACAACGAAUGUCACUGAUGCUUUAACUGGAAAAUCUGAACUAAUGAAAGCUUCGGAUCAUGUAGCUGAAACCAUAAAUGUUGCUCUGAAUGUCAGAAUCAGAAUCGCGUUUAUUGGCCAUGUAUAUGCACAGACACAUACAAGGAAUUUGGUUCUGGUAGAUGAUGACUCUCAAGCACAGCAAUGUAAAUCACAACAAUAUGUAAAAAACACAAUACACACACACGUGUGUAUAUAUACAUGUACACAUGCAUACACGAACAUACACGAACAUACACAAAGCUGUGUAAACCAACCAUAAAUAACCAAUCUAAAUGUUAUAUACAUAAAAUACAGGAUGAGAGAAAUGAAGUGAAGUGAAAUGAAUACCACAGAAUGUACAUAAGGUACAGGUAAGGUUCUGAUUCUGAUUCUGAAUGUCUUUAUUAUUCUAAAUCAGCGGUCCCCAACCUUUUUUGCGCCACGGACUGGUUAAUGUCCGACAAUAUUUUCACGGACCGGCCAUUAAGGUGUUGCGCAGAUAAAUACAACAAAAUAAAAUGAUACGACCAAGACAGAAAGUGUGGUAUUUUUUAGAUAUAAUAAUAAACACGAAUUCACUGUGUAAUUGUGUUUCCCCCUGAAAUGCGCCAACAACAUUGAGAGUAACAUCCACCUCUCUGACGCUUAAUGCCCUCUGGUCGCUAUGGUAACACGUAAAUAUUUCUUUCAAAAUAAGAUACACAACUAGACCCAGGGAAACAGAGUUAAUGACAAAAACCCUGAAAACCAUAAAUGUCAUACCCGGGCCUCAACUCGUGGCCUGGUAUUAAACGACUCAUGGACUGGUACCGGUCCGGGGAUGGGGACCGCUGUUCUAAAUAGUCCUAUAUUAUCUAUACUAUACGGAAAAGGAUCAAUAAUCCUGGUGGAGUUUAUCAUUGAUUACACACAUGACCACUACAGUAGUUUUCGGUAAUCAGGGUUGUCAUUACUGUUUAAGUUAACAUGCCUCUGAUGAACUGAUAAAACAAUUUUAUUAAUCUGCAGUCAUCCCACAUGCAUCCAUGUUUUUUGCCAUGCCAUGAUUCACAGUUAGUGACAGAAAAAAUAUGUGGCUCAAGAAAGACUACUGACGACAUAUAUUUAACACCCAGCUAAAGGGUUUUCAUUUUUAUUUUCUGUAUGUGUUACUCUUUUGUUUUAGUAAUAUGCAAAGGGUUUUGAUUGAACUUGUAUGUUUCUUUUAGUUUUUUUGUGUAAAUGCUGCACUUUAUAGUGUAAAACAACCAGACACUGUCAGUACGUUGUGUCUGCUUUGUCACGCGGUUUGUCACAAAAAAAGGCCGACAUAGCAUCAAGCCAAAUGAGCUGACGCGUCAUCGUGGUGCCGUCUCUCUGAACUACUCAAUAACUCUUAUUAAACAAUGUGUAUCAAAUAGACCAAAAUCUGAAGACAAACGGAUUGAACCGCUGGAUCGAGGGCAAACGAGCUCUGUUUACCUGUAGCAAGAGACAAGGCCGGUGCUUCUCAAAGGUGUUAUUUUACUUUUCUCUGUAUGUGUUUGUUUAUGGCGACUGUGGAACCAUUUUGAAAAUGUGUUUUAUCGUUUUAGCCUCUUUUUUUAAUUAUGCUGUAAUAAUAAAACAUCUGACCGGGGUUAACUUUAA
Messenger RNA from Oreochromis niloticus (Nile tilapia), 11093 nucleotides. It is a transcript of the gene myh14, whose product is annotated as myosin, heavy chain 14, non-muscle. Gene Ontology annotation, molecular function: ATP binding; actin filament binding; microfilament motor activity. Gene Ontology annotation, cellular component: cytoplasm; myosin filament; myosin II complex. Gene Ontology annotation, biological process: actin filament organization; actomyosin structure organization; regulation of cell shape. Bases 396 to 6578 code for a protein of 2060 amino acids. The transcript is spliced from 46 exons. NCBI's taxonomy places the organism in Eukaryota, Metazoa, Chordata, Actinopteri, Cichliformes, Cichlidae. The record is from RefSeq and is a predicted model, not a curated record.